Cydia pomonella (codling moth) is the source of this 2743-nucleotide messenger RNA. RefSeq names its product small glutamine-rich tetratricopeptide repeat-containing protein alpha-like. The record is from RefSeq and is a predicted model, not a curated record. Gene Ontology annotation, cellular component: TRC complex; membrane. Bases 160 to 1041 code for a protein of 293 amino acids. Gene Ontology annotation, biological process: post-translational protein targeting to endoplasmic reticulum membrane. NCBI's taxonomy places the organism in Eukaryota, Metazoa, Arthropoda, Insecta, Lepidoptera, Tortricidae. The transcript has a single exon. Gene Ontology annotation, molecular function: protein binding; molecular adaptor activity.
CGACGUGUAUUGCAUGAUCUUAAACGGCUUAAAAAAAACAAGGCAACGUGAGCUUGUCAUUCUCAUUGAAUUUGACAUUUUUGUCAAUCUAAAAAUAAUAAAUUCCUUCCAACACCGUAUUUUAUUCAAUUUCAAGAACAUCAAACUUUUAAGAACAGGAUGUCGGACGUAAAGAUCGUCGCGGCGUCGAUCGUCAGCUUCCUAAAGCAACAACUUGAAGGUUCGGAACUGAGCGCUGACAGCCGCGAGAGCGUUGAAGUCGCCGUGCAAUGCAUAGAGACUUCGUUCGAACUUGGGGCAGCCGACUCGGCGCGUGCCGUCGACCUGCUGGCGCUCGUGCGUAACACGAACACCGCGGGCGGCGUCGCACCGGGGCCUGUCAGUGCAGCUACCAGUGCUGCCGCUGAGCAGCUUAAGAACGAGGGUAACGACCUGAUGAAGGCGGAGAAGCACCGCGAGGCACUGGAACGCUACUCGCGCGCCGUGGAGCUAGACCCCCGAAAUGCUGUGUAUUUCUGCAAUCGCGCUGCCGCUCAUUUCAAGCUGGGUGAGCACGAGGCGGCGGUUGCCGACUGCACAGCAGCACUCGCACUGCAACCUGACUACAGCAAAGCGCACGGUCGUCUUGGACUUGCAUUGACCGCGCUCGAGCGACAUCGUGAGGCGCGCCAGGCAUACGCGCGCGCUGCGCAACUUGAGCCAGACAACGAGUCGUACCGCCAAAACUUGCGUCUCGCUGAUGAACGGCUUGCUGCGCGUGGUGAGCGUGGGCCUGUGGACCUAGGAGGGCUUCUGCAAAACCCUGCUUUGCUCAAUAUGGCUACAGAGAUGUUGGCAGAUCCCAACAUGCAGAAUCUUAUCUCUGGACUUAUGAGUGGCACACAAGCACAAGGAGGAACAGCUGCAGCGGGUGCUGGUGGUAUGAGCGCAUUGUUGGAGGCAGGGCAGGCUCUGGCUCAGCACAUGCAGGCAGCCAACCCCGAGCUGGUGGAGCAGCUGAGGCGCCAGGUGCGCCCUCCUGGGCCCACACCACCACAGUGAGCAACAUUACAAGCCUACUCUUUGGGACUCUGAGCUAACCUGUGUUUUGUCUCUCAUGGACGGAAUGUUGCUAGCUAUAUAACAUUUUACUCUCCAUUCCAAAUAAAUCUACAUAAAAGGAAAUUAACUUUUUAACACUGCCUUUUUUUAAAUUAUAAACUAUGAAAUUAUAUUUCAGUGUUUAAUACAUGAAUGGUAUAUUUUCUAAUGUAAAUAUGCCAUUUUUCAAAUUAGUAGAAUUAUUUUACAUAGAUUAAAGUCAUUGCACAUACAUGCUAUAAUUUUAAUCGUGUAAAUAAAUGCCUAAGGUAAAUUAAAAUUUUACUGAGUACUUUUUGUUAAUUUUGGCAAAUGUACUUUUACCAUUGACUGAAUAUUAAAAGAUCAAUGACCAUUUGUAUAGAUUUAUUGGAACAAAUCAAUCAUUAUUCAUCCACUCAGUUUCCUGUUUGGUUAUAGAAUUAAGUUACUCUUACAGAUAUGGGAUGUAGAUUUUCUUAUAAUCAAAUUAUUUAUUUGGUGAACCUACUUGAUAUAUGCAUUUAUUUAGAAACAAAUUAUGAAUGUUUUUCACAGUAUCCCUGAAAUUUAGAUAGGGUUGGGUUGUUUGCAAGUUGUGGUGAUAUUGGUAUGGGAUCAUAAGUUGUAUGAUAUUGAUAUUGUCAUAUAAAACAAAUUGCUCCAACCACAACUUAGCACAAUGGCAACGAAUAUUUUGUCUUAAAGCUUUCAUAUAAUUAACUAAUUCUAAAUAGUCCUAGGGGUUCCAGGGUGCUUAACUAAUUAUUAAUGCUUUGUCGUGGACGAAACAACUGUUACUGUCCCACUAGUAUGGAAGAAUGGUAGGGGUAGAUGACUACACUACCCUACGGAGCGUUAAUGAUUAGCAUGUUAGCUAAGCACCAUGAUACCCUUACAUCAGUGCUGUAAAAAUUUGCAUUUUGUGUGUUACAUAAACUUACCUAAAUAUGUUGUAUGUCAGAUCACUAUUGCAUGGUGCUAUUUGUACUAUUGAAAACAUUAACAUACUGUACUACCAGGGCCGGAUUUAGGGAAGGGCAACCGGGGCUACAGCCCCGGGGCCUCCACAAAAGAGGGGCCCCCACAAUAGAGAUUUCGGAAAAUUUACCAUUUUAUUUGGAAAAUAAUUUGGGGCCAGGGGGCCUCCACUCCUUUAUUGCCCGAGGCCUCCAGACCUCUAAAUCCGGCAUUGUGUACUACACUAGUAAUAGACUCAUCUUUUAUCCAUGCAUUCAACUACAUUGGAAGUCAUAAGAAUUCAAAAUAUAUGCAGUGCAGUCCUGCCUGUAGGUACUGUGCUGGCAAACAUGUAAAUAAAAUACAGAUGUGUAUUGCAUUAAAUGUGGGCAAAAAUACGUGUAGUCUGUGUAAUUUUGUGCAAACAAUUUGCUCAUAAGUCAUAAAUACUGCAAAAAGUUCCCUUCCAGGAACAACCUAUUCUGUUCACAUUAGUGUUUUUUCCAUGCAUGUGAAGAUUCUCUAAUAAAAGGACUUUCAUGCACCUUACGCUAAGGGGCAUUAUCAUCUAUGUGACUAUGUGAUUGAUCAUCUUGUUUGCAUAGAUGGUUUGGACGCUGACUAUACAUAUGCACAAUGUUAUGACAGCCGCCGCGGGCGUCUCCACGCGACUAUCUCUAGCUAAGAUAUGAAACUGGUUUUGUUAAUAAAUUUAUUUGAAAAA